This is a messenger RNA of Marasmius oreades (fairy-ring Marasmius), 648 nucleotides long. RefSeq lists its product as uncharacterized. The record is from RefSeq and is a predicted model, not a curated record. Lineage: Eukaryota; Fungi; Basidiomycota; Agaricomycetes; Agaricales; Marasmiaceae. The transcript is spliced from 3 exons. Bases 1 to 648 code for a protein of 215 amino acids.
AUGCACCCAAAGCUCUUUGCUGAUGGUGCACCUCAUGCUCUCCUACACUCCUCGAACUCCCUCAAGAUUCUGAGUCGGCUGCUCCUUUUGCUCUCGAUUUUCUCUGAUCCACUCCAUCCCAUGCACCUCAAGAUUUUUCAGUUUCUUGCUCUCCUUGCUCUCCGUGCUCCUCGAGAUUUCCUACUAGACUUUUUCAAUAAUACAAUGUCUCUUCCUCUGUGGAUCGUCCUUUCAUUAGGAGGCACACUAACAUCUGACCUGGUGAAGGUGAAGGACGUAGAACAGCAGAUAGUGGCGGGACAGCGCAGGCUAGCAGAAGGGAAGGAGUUAGAUGCUGAAACUGCAUGGUUGAUCGAGGUGGACAACCAGAAUAAGGACUUUGAAAAAUGGAUUCAGGAGCGGAAACACAGUGUUUCAAAUGAAGAAGAUUCUGAAGGGAACGACUUCGAGUCAACAGAUGAACAGUCAGAUGAUGAGGACUCGGUGAUGCUGUGGGUGCUCACACAGGAAGAAUGCAAGCCAUUCAAGAUCAUAAAGCGCACGAAGGGCAAUGUAUCAGAUGACGAUGGUGAGGUUGAAGUGAAAAGACUUGUGGCCAGAGAGGAAACGAUUGAAACAGAGAUUGAGGAGACUGGGUCUAAAAAAUAG